AUGUAUUCGCAGCAAGGUGAUGGGUCCGGUCAGAACGAAUUUGCUUGUUCUGGAAGGCCGCUGUCGGAGAUGUUCCACGAUAUGAGCGAUUCAGAAGAAAGUGAAGAGGACAGUGACGCAGAAUUUCUCGUGCAUCCAAUUCUUCGGAGUUUGAUCAAAUCCAAAUCCGCCUAUACGGUGUCGAGGAAUCCACCGCGUCUGAAAGCUAGCAAGACGGUAUUUGAGAUUAACAUUUCUAAGAUGUGGGAAUCGACAGCGGAUGAAGAGGCACCAGUGGCUAAUUUCACCCCGGAUCUGGAUUCGAAAUGGCCUGAGCCGGACUCUCCGUCUCCGCGACUGACACAGCGUUCUUCAUCUUCGCGAAAAUCCUCGUGUUGGUCGAGUCCACCCAACAUCUAUGUCGAGCAGUCUUUAUCUCCUUCUUCGAUAGGUCUGGCGUCGGAGUGCUGGUCGGCCCCAGAAUGCCUUGGCUGUGACAGCGAAGAGGAGGAAAGCGCGGCCGAAGUGCCGCAAAGAGCGUGGUCAUGCUGCGAAAUUGACAUCGGAAACGGAGAGUCUAGUGCAUUCUCCGGCGCUUAUCCAGUAAUCGACUCCUCUAAACCAGUACCUUCGCUUUCCUCGGUUCACCUUCCAUCGAGCAACGAUACAUCGCCUGUGCCUCCCUCACCACCCAGACCCCUUUCACCAGUGCUUGGUAAAGCUGCAGUACGCACAAGUCGUAUUUCGGGAUCUGUUUCGAUGCAACUUCGACCGCGACCCGAGUCCUCCACCUUAAUAGACACUUCUGCUUCAGAUGACGACUUACCACAGCAGGACCCUUGGCCACAGCAGGAAGUGUGGCCAGAAGAAGAUAUAAUGCAACGCUCGUUGAGAAGGGGUUGGACAGCAAACGACACCGUCGUCUCGUCGGUGCCUCGAUCGCAGUCCCCGCAGAUGAGCGCAAGCUUUGACUGCAACCCGCCGCCGGAGAACCAUCGCAGCGAUUUGAGCGAGAGCAGAUGCACAGACGCGCAGCUUCGUUUCGUUCCUGACGAGCUCAAGGGCUCUUCUCGCUCUCAACUUGACGAGAUCGAAAGGCGCGAUUUAAUCACAAGGUCUGCUUGGAUUGAUCGAGGAAGCACCAUUCACCUGCAGGAUAAGAUUGAAGGGCAGAGAAGCACUGCUGGCAGUGAUCGCUGCGAAAGUCAAUCCAGCUUCCGCGUCGAGCCCAGCGUUGCCUCCGAGCACAUGCGUCGAUCAUACACCACCGAAGAAUUGAAGAAGGAACGACGACGACUGCCUAAGAGACCUGAUGUGGAGCCAUUUCCAAAUGACAUGCCGUCGUCGAUUUCACUUCAUGGCCACUCACUUUGCCCAGAUGUCCGAAGUUCACGAGAGGAUGCUUCAGUGCGAAACGGUGAUGUGCUCUACUUUCCUACUCCGGCGCCACCGCGAGAUCUUGGGCCUCUUCCUGUUGUUGGUGAGACGUGCCAUCGAACUACAGCAGAUGACUACGAACCUCCAACGCCUGUAACCUUGAAUCCAUCACCGCUUCUGACUGGUCGACGUUUGCCACUGUUACCGGUUUCCUUACGCUAUCAGACGAUGUCAUUACCGCAUCAAACAGUGCAGAAACCUCAAGAAAGUCACACAUUAUGCUUCAUAGAUGGAAUGACAGAUUCUGUGAUGGGAAGGAGCGCUUUCGAGGAUUCGUACUAUGAAGAGGACGGAAUCAACGGGAAUCAGCACAUUAAGCCACGAAAAUCAUUCUUCUCACCGGAUGACUCUAGUGGAGUGUCCUCGUGCACGACUUCUGACAGCCUCAAUCCUACUCAUCGGGCCCAAUCAGCUUUUUUCCCGAGGCAUUCUGACGAAGUUCUGCUUGAUAUUGGAGAUGCUAUUCACGUGGAUCGGACUUGUGAAGAUCAUUGGUGCUACGGAACGAACCUUAGGACGGGUAUGUCGGGAAUUUUUCCUUCUGCAAUUGUUUGUGAAAUCGAUAUAGUGGAAGAAAUUUGUAUGGGAGCUCUACCGUCUAAUGCGAACAAGGUCACAGAGUCUGAGAGGGAUACAUUUUAUCUGACGAUGUUAGCGUCUAUUGAAGUUGGUCACCAUAAGGGGAACGACGUGCUCGUGCAAGCAAUGAACAAGGUACUGUCUAUGUACAAGAAUCACGAAGAAAUCAUUGUUCCGCAGACAGUGUUAAUGGAAGUCUCAUUCCGAGGAAUUCAUGUGAUCGAUAAGCGGCGGAAGAAUUUUUUCCAAUGCCCCACAUUCGACUUCUUCUACAGUUUGCAGAACAUCUCUUUCUGUGGAGCGCAUCCUAAACAGCUUAAAUACUUUGGCUUCAUCACAAAACAUCCAUUGUUGCCACGAUUCGCAUGUCAUGUCUUCUUGUCCAGUCAAUCCACGCAACCCAUAGUGGAAUCAAUUGGAAGGGCAUUCAAGCGAUCCUACGAUGAGUACAUGGCAUUCGCACAUCCUACCGAGGACAUCUACUUGGAGUGA
Necator americanus (New World hookworm) is the source of this 2487-nucleotide messenger RNA. RefSeq lists its product as uncharacterized. Bases 1 to 2487 code for a protein of 828 amino acids. Lineage: Eukaryota; Metazoa; Nematoda; Chromadorea; Rhabditida; Ancylostomatidae. The transcript has 22 exons. The record is from RefSeq and is a predicted model, not a curated record. Gene Ontology annotation, molecular function: protein binding.